AUGCUUCUUGAUGGAAUAUUUGAAGGAUACAAGAUUCAAAAGCAAUUCGGCCAUGGUUCGUUCGGGCAAGUUUAUAUUGUGAAGUCGGAGAAAGAUGGAAAAUUAUAUGCUGGUAAAGCCGAAGUUCGCAAUAAUAAGCAUUCAUCUUUAUUAUUUGAAAUUAAAUUGUAUCCGACAUUGCAACAGUCCCAAUAUAUUCCACGCUUUAUUGAAGGUGGAAGUACUAAUUUUUCUAAUUAUUUAAUUAUAGAGUUUAUCGGUCCAUCUAUUCUAUCAAUGUUGUCAACACUCAAGAGGAAUAGUUUUUCAUUAUCAUCUGGCCUCAGAAUUUCAUAUCACAUGCUCAAAGCGGUGAAAGAAAUUCAUGAUUUAAAGGUUAUUCAUAGGGAUCUCAAACCAUCCAAUGUGCUGAUAACCAAGGACAGGGCCAUCCCUAUAAAGAUAAUAGACUUUGGAUUGUCCAGGAUAUAUAUUAACCAUAAAACCGGAGCGAUGAUUCCUGAAAGGGAUAGCCCCGGAUUCAGAGGAACUGCAUUAUAUUGUUCUGUUAAUGCACAUCUUCACAAAGAUCUCUCUCGUUGCGAUGACUUAUUUUCAUGGUAUUUCGUUUCCGCUGAUCUAAUUAACGGUGGCCUGCCAUGGAAAGGUAUUGAAAACCGUGACGAAAUCAUAAAAUAUAAGAGAGACCAUGAUAUGGGGCAACUUUUUCGCUCCACAAUCCCAGAAUAUGCAGAGAUAUGGAAUCAAAUUAAGAAUUUAAAAUAUGAUGAUCAACCUGAUUAUCAGACCAUGUUCACAUUGAUAGAAAUGGCCAUGACAAGAUUCCAAAUUAAUUUAGAUGAUCCAUAUGACUGGGAAGAAUCUUCAUCAGAAGAAGAACUCGAUUACGAUGAAUCAGAUUGA
Messenger RNA from Trichomonas vaginalis G3, 903 nucleotides. RefSeq names its product protein kinase protein. The record is from RefSeq and is a predicted model, not a curated record. Gene Ontology annotation, molecular function: ATP binding; protein serine/threonine kinase activity. The coding region runs from base 1 to 903 and encodes 300 amino acids. Gene Ontology annotation, biological process: peptidyl-serine phosphorylation; endocytosis; signal transduction. The transcript has a single exon. Lineage: Eukaryota; Parabasalia; Trichomonadida; Trichomonadidae. Gene Ontology annotation, cellular component: nucleus; cytoplasm.